Messenger RNA from Dibothriocephalus latus, 315 nucleotides. The record is from the annotation of a GenBank genome assembly. Lineage: Eukaryota; Metazoa; Platyhelminthes; Cestoda; Diphyllobothriidea; Diphyllobothriidae.
AUGUUCACGCUUAACCUCGAUCUCCCACCGGUUCUUUCAGAAACCAUCAGGGCCGUGAAGAAACUCUCCAGUGGGGUAACACCCGGAUCACAUGCGAUCCCUGCUUACACUGGCAAAUAUAGUGACCACAAAAUUAGGAACCAACUCAACCCACUCUUUCACGGAAUUUGGUGCCAAAUACCAGUCCCCCGUGAUUUCAGGGACACCGCAAGUUUCCACCUCUUCAAGUGGAAAGGAAAUCAUCAACGCUUUGACAAUCAUCGACGAAUCUCGGCGCUGAAAAUCGCCGGCAAAAUCCUCGUCGUACUCUUCUAA